AUGUGGAAGCCACAGUUGCAUAACGUUGAUAUUGACCCCGUCACGAGGGCAGCCGGGGCGGCUCUAUUGUGCAGUAUCCUGUCGCAGCGCCUGUCGUCGCGCCAGACCGAACUUGGUUCCGAGAUAGUGGCAUGGUACGUGCUGCCCGUCGCCUUCAGCUUCGCGCGACGGCCACCCGUCAACAAACUGCCGCGGACUGUCACCUUCAGCAUUCCCGAGACCCGACCUGCAUCUGCGGCUUCAUUAUGGGUAGUUGCUUUGAGCGUUGCGACGUUUUGUUUGUUCAAGGCAGAGAAUGGCAUGGUUGAGUUCUUUCCGGCACUGACUCCGUUACUUCUGGUAGCUCAGAACUAUCGUGGGCCAGAACUCUGUAUCUCAGCAAGGACUGAUGCGUCGCUGUUCUCACCUUUUGCAAACACCGUCUGGGGUAAUGCCUUGGUCGCCACCUUUACCAUUAUCACUCUGUUCGAUCGCGACACUCUAGGAUGUGUUUUGUCAGCUGUUCCCGUUGCUGCUUUGCUAAUCGCCUAUAUCACACUCACUCCCAGGGCCGGUAGGGGCUCGCGCUAUGUGCCGCCUUUUGAUAACGAGAUCGGCAUCCUGCCUCUCUCAGCGCGCGUUGUCAUUAUCUUGGUCAUUUCACUGGGCGUUGAGGUCAUCGUAUUCGGCUUCCCUACUGGACUGAGCAUAGCCACAUUGCCCGUGGGCUUGGCAAAAGCUUCGUCAUGGUAUUUCAUGAUCGAAACAGCUCGCCAGUCAUCGUGGAACGCCACCACUGCCAUAGGAACGUUCAGCAUCACGUCCACUCGCAAUCCCUUCAUGCAACCUUCGGGUGUUCGGGCCUUGUCGCAUGUCAUUGCAUCUUUGGUAGCCCUCGGCCAGGUUAUCAACAUACUUCCAAAGCAUGCAAGAGCCAGGUCAAUACUAUGGGCCUUCUCCGUCAUCACACUGAUCCCAUUGAUUGCCAAUGACCUGGCUAUCAGAACUUCCCAGUCCUCACUGAUUGAAUCUCACGAGCAUCCAGUAGCCGUCCUUAUUCAGAACGCCAAGUCUGAAUUUGACGUCAUGCUUCAGAAGCAGUCCACGACCUACGCAGCCGCCCAUGACGAAUACCAACGUCGGUACGGCGUGAACCCCCCGCUGGGCUUCGAAGCCUGGUAUGAGUUUGCAAAAUUGCAUCAGUCGCCCAUCGUUGAUGAAUUCGACACCGUAUAUACGAGCAUUUCCCCUUUCUGGAGACUGAGUGGUCAAGAGUUCCGCCGCCUAAUGGGCAAUGUACAGCACGAACCGGGUAGCGAAGUGUGGUCCUGUGCAUUUUCUGGAGGAAGUUCCAAGACUCUUUGCGAUCAUUCGAUUCGCACUUUCGACAGGAAUGUUCGGCGUUCGUUGGACAUGCUCCUGGCGGACGUCGGAGGUGUUCUUCCCGAUGUCAAAUUUCUUGUCAAUCACCUCGAUGAACCAAGGGUCCUGAUCCCUCCACCGCCGCUGGAAAUUCAUCCUCACAAUGAUCACUUUAAUCUGACCGACCUAUCAAGACAACCUGCUUGGGGUACUCUUACAAAGUUCUGCUCAUCUCGGGGAAGCAGAAAAAGUGGUCAGAUUACCAAAACAGCGGCAACAUUGGGUCUCCCUUUCGUCACCGACACCCGUUCGGUCAUGGACCUGUGCCAACAUCCCGAAUAUAGCGGCAUGCAUGGUUUCGCUAUGAGCCCUACGUCCUUGCGCCUGUUUGAGGGCAUGGCCCCAAUAUUUGCGACUGGCUCGCCUUCGACCAUGGGCGACAUAUUGUACCCCAGCCCUGCCUAUUCCGAGCCGGAGUUUCAAUAUGACGGUGCCCGUGACCUUGCAUGGGACAAAAAGCGGAACAAUCUUUAUUGGGCGGGCUCUACCACUGGUGGCUUCGCCUUGGACGACAAAUGGCAGCACUACCACCGCCAAAGGUUUGUCCAGUUGGCACAGAACCUAGAGAAGCGACAACAUCAAUACCUACGAGAGAGCGAUGGGGUGGUAAGCCUCGUGAAAUCAUCAUUCUUCAACAGCAGAUUGUACGAUGUUGCUUUUACGAGGAUCUUCCAGUGCAAGAGGAGAUACUGCAGAGAUCAACGCGCUUACUUCAACGCCAAGUCAUGGGCAGGCAAAGAUGAUGCGUUCCAAUCACGACUCGUCUUCGACAUUGACGGGAACGGCAUCAGCGGCCGCUACUACAAGCUACUAGCCUCGACGUCUGUCCCAUUGAAACAGACGCUUCUGCGAGAGUGGCAUGACGAUCGGCUCAUACCCUGGGUUCAUUACAUACCCGUCAGCCAAAGCAUGGAAGAGCUUCCAGAGCUGGUCACUUAUCUUACGUCCACCAAAGCCGGGCAGAAAAGCGCUAGAGAGAUUGCGAACCAGGGCCGGGACUGGUAUUCCAAGGCCUUCCGCGACGUCGACCGGACCAUUUACGUCUAUCGUCUACUGUUAGAGAUGGCGAGACUCCAAGACCCGGAAAGGCCAGCAUGGCGAGUCGACGAUGAUUCAGGUGUAUGA
Messenger RNA from Anthostomella pinea, 2526 nucleotides. The record is from the annotation of a GenBank genome assembly. NCBI's taxonomy places the organism in Eukaryota, Fungi, Ascomycota, Sordariomycetes, Xylariales, Xylariaceae.